CACACACACACACACACACACCCUCCGUCCUCCACUCUUCUCAGGCAAUUUCCGCGCGAGAGGAGCUCCCCCAAGAAAAGCACCAACAUGAAUGCCUGCAUCCUGGUGCCGGCGUCGCGACAUGCCCCGCUGGACACGGAGUCCUUUGUCCGGGCCACUGGGCGCCAGCAGAAGGCCCAGGAUGCCGAGAUGGACGACACCAACGGCCCCACCAACGGCCCGGUUACUGUGACCGAUUCGCAGCUUGUCACCCCGGGUGAAGUCCUGACCAUGGUGGACAAUCGCCUGACGCACGGGCAUUGCACGCGCAUCAUCCCGGCCUACGAGCUGAGCAGCAUUUCGCCGGAUGUCCUGACCGAGCAGCAGGCCACGCCGGAGCUCCUGUCGCGGUAUAUCCGCUCCACGGUGGCCGGCACAGUGUCACGCAUCAACAGUCUCCUGACCGUGGUCCCAUCGCGGCUGCCCCGCUAUCGCGGCCACACGGGCGAUGUUGUGGUCGGCCGGAUUAUCGCCGUCGGCCCGGGCCCGCGCUGGCGCAUUGACCUCAAUGCUCGGUGCUUUGGCGUCAUGCGUCUGUCCUCGAUCCUCCUUCCGGAUGGCGUGCAGCGCCGCAAGUCCCAGGACGAUGAGCUCCAGAUGCGCACCUACUUCAAGGAGGGCGACCUCUUCAGUGCUGAAGUCCAGUCGAUUGGCCAUGACUCGAUGAUCUCCGUGCACUUCCGCAACAACAAGUUCGGCAAGCUGAGCCAUGGCACGCUCAUCACCGUGCCACCGCAUCUGGUCCUGCGCUCGAUUCAGUUCACCUCGAUCCCGUCCGUUCCCGGCUCCGAGCACAACUCCGGCGCGGUGGACGUCAUCCUCAGCCUCAAUGGCUAUAUUUGGGUGGCCCCCAAGCCCAUGGAGGCCGGCGACUCGGACUUCUCUCCGGCUCACCGGCUGGCGGCAGCUCGGGUGUGUGCCGCCAUCCGCGCUCUGGCCAGCCACGAGCGCAUGAUCUCCAACCAAUCGAUCCUGAUGGUUUGCGAGGCGUCGGCCAGCUACUCGCCGGCAAGCCUUUCGCGCCCGGAGAUCGCGGCCAAGGUCAUCGCCGAGGCCAUUCGGUAAGGAAGAAGAACCGGGAAGACGCGUGCACAAUGUCCCCCUUCCCCCCCCCCC
Fonticula alba is the source of this 1155-nucleotide messenger RNA. RefSeq lists its product as hypothetical. The transcript has 5 exons. Lineage: Eukaryota; Rotosphaerida; Fonticulaceae. Gene Ontology annotation, biological process: TRAMP-dependent tRNA surveillance pathway; poly(A)-dependent snoRNA 3'-end processing; CUT catabolic process. Bases 88 to 1104 code for a protein of 338 amino acids. The record is from RefSeq and is a predicted model, not a curated record. Gene Ontology annotation, cellular component: cytoplasmic exosome (RNase complex); nuclear exosome (RNase complex). Gene Ontology annotation, molecular function: RNA binding.